Molecule: messenger RNA, 1359 nt
Organism: Kockovaella imperatae
Lineage: Eukaryota; Fungi; Basidiomycota; Tremellomycetes; Tremellales; Cuniculitremaceae
Exons: 3
Coding region: 1-1359 (452 amino acids)
Biological process (GO): phenylalanyl-tRNA aminoacylation
Cellular component (GO): mitochondrion; cytoplasm
Molecular function (GO): ATP binding; phenylalanine-tRNA ligase activity; tRNA binding
Source: RefSeq, a predicted model, not a curated record
AUGAUGUUUCUAAGGUCACUGCAGCCGAUAGCCAGCUGCUCUAGGAGCGCUUCGCGUAUCUUGCCCCCUGUCGCGGCGCGUGGUCCGCGACUCACUCGAUUCGUUACGACCCGAACCACCCCUUAUCAUAUCAAUGGUCAAACCUAUCCAUUGGACGAUCAUUCCAACGUCCCGCCGACGAUACUUGCCAAGUUGGACCGGAAUCUCCACCUGAACCCUUCACACCCUAUUUCCAUCCUCCGCUCAAUCAUCGAAUCUCACUUUUCAACAUUCACACCCGUCACACCGUCAUCGCCAAUCUUGACCGUCACGCAAAACUUUGACGACUUAGGUUUCACACCUGAUCAUCCUGGUCGAGCGCUAUCCGAUUCGUACUACCUGAACAAGAAUCAUGUUCUUAGGACGCACACAUCCGCUCACGAGAUCGAAACGUACCAGAAAGGAUUGAAUCAAUGGCUCCUCACGGCAGACGUAUACAGGAGAGAUGAGAUAGAUUCAUCUCACUAUCCUGUUUUCCAUCAAAUGGAGGGAGCUUCAGUCUGGCCGAGCUCUGAAUUAUACAAGCUUCCUCAAAUGAAUGCUGAGCUGGCUUCCAAGCUCGCAGAAUGCCCAUUGAUCAUUGAAGAUACGUCUUCCAUCUCGCCCGAAAAUCCCUACCAGAAGUCUCAUGAUCCCGAACAUGCCGCUCAGAUCACUCAACACCUCAAACAUUCUCUCAAUUCACUCAUUUUCAGACUCUUUGGACCAAUAGCGACGAAGGAUGGAGAACCACUACGUAUCCGAUGGAUCGAUGCGUACUUUCCCUUCACAUCGCCAAGCUUCGAGGUCGAAGUCUGGUGGGAUGGUGAUUGGUUGGAGUUGCUGGGCUCAGGCGUCAUGCAACAGCCUUUGCUGAACAGGGCAGGCGUUCCGGACAAAUCCGGUUGGGCAUUCGGUCUGGGUCUUGAAAGACUAUGUAUGGUCCUCUUCUCUAUACCGGAUAUCCGAUUAUUCUGGACCGAAGACCCAAGGUUCAUAUCACAAUUCACCCCAGGACAGAUCACGCCUUUCAAGCCUUAUUCCAAAUAUCCUCCAGUCACUCGAGAUGUAUCAUUCUGGAUCCCUGAUGCGUCAAAGAAGGGAGUCACUCAGUGGCAUGAGAAUGACUACUGUGAGAUCGUGAGGGAUGUUGCUGGUGAUCUGGUGGAAACUGUUCAGCUGAUCGACGAAUUCACCCAUCCUAAGACCGGAAGGAGGAGCAAGACGUAUCGCUUGACUUACAGGAGCAUGGAUCGAAAUCUCCUGAAUGACGAAAUCUCUGGACUGCAGAGCGAAGUAGAGCGCCGGACGAUCUCAGAAAUGGGGAUCGAGAUCCGGUGA